AUGCCUUCAACAGCAGCCGCAACGACAACUACGCCCACACCCACACCCAAAACCAGGUCUACUUCCAGACCUGGUGUCACAAACAAGGCCGACAAUGAAUGGGCAAGGGCAGAAUUAGAUGUCAUCAAAGAACAACAGCAGCAAGAAAAAAUUGUUAACGAAGAGUUUAAGAUUUGGAAAAAGACUGUACCUUUGCUUUAUGACUUGAUACAUACUUUUGCAUUACCCGAGGUAUCCACAGUAGUGCAAUGGAUACCGGAAUACAAAAAGCUGAAUGGUAAUGGAAACUUUACAGAAACAACUUUUCUUUUAGCAAGUAAUUGUGUCAACAAGGCAGAUAACUGUGUGCAACUCGGUUCUGUAAAGUUGCCAUCUACGAUUGUUGAGAAAGGUAAAGAGAUUCCAGUUCCUACUGAAGGUUCCGAAACUGCAGAUUUUAAGAUCCUCAAUAAAUGGAAACAGGCGAAUGAAGUAUACAAAUUAAAAGUGGCGCCAGAUGGAGCUAAUGCGUUAUCGUUCAAUAGUGAUGGUGUCAUACACAGGUUUGAUUUACUAAACAAAAGUGUCUCAGAUUACAAAUACCACAAACAAGGUGGUUAUGCCUUAGAAUGGAUUGACAACUCUAGGUUCCUUUCUGGUUCAAAAGAUUCGCAGAUUGCAUUGUGGCAACUAGAUAAACCAUCUACACCCAUUCAAUUAUUUAAAAGCCAUUAUGGUGCCAUAAAUGACAUAUCUGCAAGUGAUGAAAACAUCUUUGGUUCCGUUAGCGAUGAUUCAACUACGCAGUUCUACGAUAUCAGAUUAUCCAGCUCAGAUAAUUCUUCUGCGUCAAUGUCUUCUGCUAAUCCAUACAUUAAGAUUGAAAACAAACAUAUUCAAAAUUCCAUCAAAUUUCACCCAAAUAUCAAGACUCUUUAUGCCACUGGUGGAAAAGAUAACAUUGUUUCAUUGUAUGACUUGAGAAACAACAAAGAGCCCAUCAGAAAAUUUUAUGGUCACAAUGAUUCCAUUAAACAAUUGGAAUGGGAUUGGACCAAUCCUUCUAUAUUGGCGUCGACUGGGUAUGAUAAUAGGGUUUUGUUUUGGAACUUGGAAAAUCUUGACGAGGAAUACCUGUACCCCGAUUCUUCGACUCCAACGUCCACCGAGGCUCCAAGAAGAAGAAAUACCCAAGUUGUCAAGAUUGAUCCUUGCUUGAAAUUUGUUCAUGGCGGACAUACUGACCGAGUAAAUGACUUUGCAAUCCACCCAAAGAUUAAAAAUUUGUUUGCUACUGUAGGGGAUGAUAAAUUAUUAGAAAUAUGGAAACCAAAGAGCUUACCCGUUGAGGACGUCGACGAAGAAGAAGAAGCAGAAGAAGAAGAGGAAGAGGAACAAGAGGAACAGGAGGAGGCAGAAGAGGAAAUUAAAAGAGAGGAAGCAGAAGGAAUAGAAGGAAGCGAAGCAGAAGAAAAAGAAGAAGAAGGAAAAGUUGGAAAAGAAAAUGAAGGAAAAGAAGAAGAAGAAGAAGAAGACAAGGAGAAAAAAGUGGAGGACAUAGAAAAGGAUGAAAAAGAAGUCACCAAACAAGAGGAUGAACUGAAACCAAGUGAGGAAAAGAGGAAAGAUGAGGAGGUGAAGGAUGGAACAGAGGGAAAAGAGGAAAUUAAAGAAGACGUAGAGAUGAAAGAAGAAGGAGAGAAACCACUGGAAACUGAGAAGCAAGAGGAUGCAGAUGUGGAAAUGAAAGAUGUUAGCGAAGAACCUAGAAACAACGAUGAUAAUACCAUGAACGAAGAACCAAAAGAAAGUAGUUCAAAGGACUUGAAAGCAGAUACAAAAGGAGAAAAUAAUGGCUCAACAAUAUCAGCUGACGAACCUUCUGCUGCAGCAGAUGAUAUGGAACUAGACGAAGAGAAGAAAGGUAUAUCAAUCGAAAAAGAAGGGGCCGCAGAAACUAAGAAAGAUUCAUCAGCUACACCUGAUGUUGACACUAUUAGCGGCAAUAACUGA
Messenger RNA from Lodderomyces elongisporus, 1992 nucleotides. It is a transcript of the gene UME1, whose product is annotated as Ume1p. Gene Ontology annotation, biological process: regulation of DNA-templated transcription; chromatin remodeling. Gene Ontology annotation, cellular component: Rpd3L-Expanded complex; Rpd3L complex; nucleus. NCBI's taxonomy places the organism in Eukaryota, Fungi, Ascomycota, Pichiomycetes, Serinales, Debaryomycetaceae. The record is from RefSeq and is a predicted model, not a curated record. Gene Ontology annotation, molecular function: histone binding; nucleosome binding. The transcript has a single exon. Bases 1 to 1992 code for a protein of 663 amino acids.